UGCAAGUUGGCCAUCGCAUGGACAUCUUCGGCGAUGCCACGUCCAUCCAGACAAAGUUCAUUGCAGCGCUGGCGUUGCUCUUUCUCUUCUUCGUCUUUCUUAUCAUGAUAACAUGGGACAGGUAUGGCAAAGAAGUGAGUGCGUUGUACGAAGCGAGGUUAGAAAGCCCAAGUCAGCCCACAGACGACGACGACUUCAAAGCCUACAAGACCUUGCCCACGUUCUUUUACGAAUACGCGAAAAAGAAAAAGCCUUAGCCUCGAGUUUGCAGUUUGCACAAUCGUGUAUAAUAUGAAAACACUUUUCAAGUCUCGA
This is a messenger RNA of Aphanomyces astaci, 315 nucleotides long. RefSeq lists its product as hypothetical. Bases 18 to 257 code for a protein of 79 amino acids. Lineage: Eukaryota; Oomycota; Saprolegniomycetes; Saprolegniales; Verrucalvaceae. The record is from RefSeq and is a predicted model, not a curated record. The transcript is spliced from 4 exons.